AACGGAGUUCGUUGGUACAUACAGAGAGAGAAAGUGAAGCAACAAAAGGCCCUUUUAAAUACCAAACACUGACACAUACAAACGACGCAUCCUUCUCUUUCUUUCGGCUUUGAUUUCUCUCUCCUCGACUCGAUCCCAAUUCCACUAGGGAUUCAAUUCCGAUGCGAUUCCGAGCUUGUUAGAUCCACGACAAGGUUUCGUUUCCCAGAUUCUUUUGUAAAAAAAAAUUCUUCCUCUGCCCAACAGGUAAGUUGUAAAAAAAUGGACCAUGACAAGACUGGGUGCCAAGCUCCUCCUGAAGGUCCUAUAUUGUGCAUCAACAACUGUGGGUUUUUUGGAAGUGCAGCUACCAUGAACAUGUGUUCUAAAUGCCACAAAGACAUAUUGCUGAAACAGGAGCAGGCCAAGCUUGCAGCAUCAUCCAUUGGGAAUAUUAUGAAUGGGUCAUCAAGCAGCACUGAAAAGGAACCUGUUGUUGCUGCUGCUGCUAAUAUUGAUAUCCCAGUUAUUCCAGUAGAGCCUAAAACUGUCUCUGUGCAACCUUUAUUUGGUUCAGGUCCAGAGGGGAGUGUUGAGGCAAAGCCGAAGGAUGGACCAAAACGUUGCAGCAGCUGCAACAAGCGAGUUGGUUUGACAGGGUUUAAUUGUCGAUGUGGUGACCUUUUUUGUGCUGUACAUCGCUACUCAGACAAGCAUAAUUGCCCAUUUGAUUACCGCACUGCCGCUCAAGAUGCUAUAGCUAAAGCAAACCCAGUUGUCAAGGCUGAAAAGCUUGAUAAGAUCUAAGAUUUGAAGUUGAAGUUCCAUGCCCUGAGAUGAAGUUAUGCACAAUUUCAUCAUGAAAUGAUCCGAGUUUCCUUCACAUUUUAUUGGUGUUCUUAUUAUAUUGUUAUAUGUGGUGGGUGACUUGAGUUAUUGGACAUCUCUGCAAUUUGAAGGACUCUUUCAUGUGAUUGGUGAAAAUAUAUAUGUUGGCCACUGUUGUUUUUAAGUGCUGGUUUGGUGAAAGUUGGUUGGUGUUGUUAGCUUUGUAAUGCAUCUAUUCUUGUAUCAGAAUGGUAUUUGCAAUUUAAAGAUGGUUUCAAGAGCAUCCGUAGACAUGUGUUAGAUUGUAAUUAUUGUGGGCCAUCUAUGAAUUAUUUUCGAUAUGCUAGAAUUUUCAGAAGUUGCCCUA
This is a messenger RNA of Glycine soja, 1174 nucleotides long. RefSeq names its product zinc finger A20 and AN1 domain-containing stress-associated protein 8-like. Lineage: Eukaryota; Viridiplantae; Streptophyta; Magnoliopsida; Fabales; Fabaceae. The coding region runs from base 262 to 786 and encodes 174 amino acids. The record is from RefSeq and is a predicted model, not a curated record. The transcript has 3 exons. Gene Ontology annotation, molecular function: zinc ion binding; DNA binding.